GACUUGACGGCCAAGUAAAAGCAAAACUGCGCCUCGGAGGCUGACUCUUGGCAAAAGCAAGCCUCUUCCUCCUCCUCGGCCUCGGGAACGAAAGAGCGCGACUGCUGGUCCUGGCACCCUCCUGGCCGCAGGAUGGGCUUCUUCUUCCUGCCCAGCCUUUCCUCGGAAACCUGGGUGCUAGUUCUCGUCUUCCUGGUCCUUCUGGGACUGUGAGUUCAACUCAGAGAACAGGGAGCGCGCACGGGCGGGCGGCGGUUGUUUCUCCGCGAUCGGCGGAACCUGCUGCUGCGGGAUUCCAGGAAGGAAAGGGCUGGCGAGAUGUUCGGGGAAGCGCUGUCGCCCGCGCUUAGCGCUCUGCCUUGCCCGCAGAAGGGCUCCGGGUUUAAGCCCCAGGAGCCUCUCCGGGGAAGACUUGGGCCAGGCGCCCUUUCUGAAACCCUGGAGAGCUCCUAGGGCCGCUCAGCGGGGACAGCGCUGAGCUGGACGGAGCAAUGGCCUCACUCGGCAGAAGUCGAAAUCAGCCCUUUGUUCAGAUCCUGAGGACUGGGAACUUGGCUUUUGGAGAGAAAGGCUGUAGUAGUUCAGGGGUAAGGGCACCUGCUUUGCAGGCAGAAGGCACCAAGGCUCAGUCCCCCGUGGCCUCUCCGGACGGGGCUGGGAGAUACCCCUGCCUGGAAUGCUGCCGGUCAGUGCCGACACUUCUAGACUGUGUGCUCUGACUUUAGUCUGUGGCAACUUCCUGCGUUUCAAAGGUGCCGUUUUGCCAAGCUGCUGUUAGCUGGGAAGGAAGAGGCUAAAAGCGAGAGAGGAGGCAAGCAGCUCUGGUACUUUUCCAGGGUCGCUGCAUAGAGCAGAGGGAUCUCUCUUCUUCCUCCACAUGUUUACAAAGGGCUCCCCACCUGGACGAGGCAGGCAGCUGUUCUGUAGGAGCAGCUUCCCCCGGCCCUGUAGUUCUGUGGCAGGAAAAGUGCUACCUGAUGAAUUUCUGCUGAGUCUGUAGCCUUCAGAGGUCAUUUAUGUUGGCUCUAAUCUAAUCUCUGUCCCAGGCUGUGCCCGAUGGAGGCGACGCCUGCUGCAGCUCCAAGGUGCAAGGGUCAAAAGUGAGAGUCGCGGCCCGGACACCCACCCCCAAGCCCUGCCCUGGUGCCACCACAGCCCGCCAGCAAGCAACCAGCUUCUUAGGCUAGCAAAAUAAAUAAAAAUGUAAAAUCUACAGUGUUCGAAAUGCCCUGUGUAUUUCGUGACUGGUGUGGGUCCAAUUUGAAACCACGUGGAGAUUUCUGGACGCCAGGUUGGCAACUGACCUCUUCACCUGGCUGGCCCCUGGCCUCCUUAAGCAGGGCAGCAGAAGAGCUCAUUUGUUGCAUUGAUUUUCCACCUUUUUCUCCAAAGAGUACAUGGUUGACCUCCCCUCCUCAGUUAAUCCCUACAACAGCCCUGCGAGGUAGGCCAAGAGGCUGUGACAGGCCCAAGGUCACCCAGUCAGCUUAUAGAUAUAUGGAACUGAAAUGUUUAAUAAAUAAUAAUAAUAAUAAUAAUAAUAAAUGGUGCUUAGACGUUCUGUUGUGGCGCCUGUAACCUUGGUUUUAAAGUGCUAUUUGGCAAUUAGCUUAUACAGUGGUACCUCAGGUUACGGACGCUUCAGGUUACAGACGCUUCAGGUUACAGACUUUGCUAACCCAGAAAUAGUACCUUAAGAACUUUACUUCAGGAUGAGAACAGAAAUCGCGCAGCGGCAGUGGGAGGCCCCAUUAGCUAAUGUGGUGCUUCAGGUUAAGAAUUGUUUCAGGUUAAGAACGGACCUCCAGAACGAAUUAAGUUCUUAACCAGAGGUACCACUGUAUUUCUGAGUUUCUAAAACUGGCAAUGCAGUCUGGCCAGGAGGUUGAAGGCUCACUCUGCCUCGCCUUUGCCAGGCUCAUAGGAAAGUAGCUCAAUAGUGUCUGCCCUGACUAACAGCAGUUCUGCAGGAUUUUAGGUAGGGCUCUUUCCCAGGCCUCCCUGGAACCAAGGUGGAUUUAGAGGAGAGUGUUUAGUUCAGUCACACUGGGUAUCGAGCCUUGGGGACGCUGCAACUAUUAUUUAGAAUGGGAGGCAAGAGGCAGGGGGCGCCCAAAUUUGAUGUCGCACAGGAUGCCUCUGAAAUUUGAGGCCUCUUGUGCACAAAUCCUGCUUGCAGUUUUGUUCUUCACUGGCUAGCAUGGAAGCCAGGAGGGCUGGAAGAAGAUGGAGACAGCCACCCGUCCAUCCUCAGCCAGGCUGCUCAUUCGUUCACCUGCAGGGAAUUCCUGGUUGCCUGUGGCUUCUGGGCGAGCAGAUAACUGCAAGGCCAGGUGGACUGGAAUAGCUUGUUUUUCAAACCACUUUUCUCAUUGACUUCUCUUUCACUGGUUGUCUUUCCAGCUAUGGGAUCUGGCCAUACAAUUUCUUUAAGAAGCUGGGAAUUCCUGGUCCAAGGCCUCUGCCCUUCAUCGGGACCUUUCUCGAAUACCGGAAAGUGAGUAUUCUGCAGCCAGUCUUGUGACAGUUGCCCUGGGAGGUAAUCAAAGGAUUGGGGGGGGGGGAGGGGAGAGAGUAGGUGACUUUGGAUGGGACAGGGAAUCUGUAGCUUGUAUGUGACUCCCUAUGUCCUGUACUGGUCAUUUUGGAGACAAACGAAAAACUUUUAAUACCAUGGGACAUUUUGAGAUUUACCCUCAGAAUUGCUUUUUUGAAUUGUUUUGUUAAAUGUGUGUUGUGAUUUUUGGUGUGUGUGUGUGAGUGUAGAUGGUUUUUCAAAUUAAAGUUUUGCAAUCACAUAUCCAACCUUCAUCCUAAAAACAAGAUUCCAUUUCCUCCUGCGUCUUCUACAAUAACCCAAAUCUUUUACAUCUCUAUUAAAUCCAAAAUUCACCAUUAAACUACAGUGUUAUUCCUACUAACAAUUUUAACUGUUUACAAUUAUUAUUAUGAUAGAUUAUAAAUCCCCCCCUCCUUAUUAAAAUUUUGGUAUUUCUGAUUUCUGAUUCUUCUGGUCAUUUUUUGCCAUUUCAGCAUAAUCCAUCAACUUAAUCUGCCAUUCUUCUCUGGUCAGGACCUUAUCAUCUUUCUAUCUCUGGGCCAAUAACAUCCACACAGAAAUUUUAUGUAUUAAAAAACUACACCCUUUUACUUUGUGUCAACCAACCUGCAAACAUUUGCAUUAAGGCAUGGUUUAGCAGUGUACUGUUAUGCUUACUGCCCCCCUUUCCCCAAGGUAUUAUGAAGCGCAAAGUAAUAAAAACAAACUAUUAAGAACAAUAAUAAAAAUGCCUCAAAACACAUGAAGGGCUUGGCCCAGCUUCUGCUUGACUGCUGCUUUACCACUAAAUAAGAGCAAAAGUCAACUACUUUUUUGGAUUGAUUCAGCACUAAAGAGUGGGUUUUUCCAGAGAAAGUAGCAGGGCAAAUGGAAAAAUCCCCAGGCCCCUGCCUAGGAAGCACGAGACAAGAAAAAGUGUGGACAAGCCCUUAGAACCAGCAAGCCCAAUCCAGUUUUUCCUGAGUCCUCAUCCUUGGCACCUUAGUUUCCAAACGUUUCUCUGAAUCGGAAGGCCUUAGGCUGCUGGCAAAAAGGUAGAAAAUAUAAAGCCAGUCUUACCUCUCCCUAGUACCUAGGGAGUACUCAAGGCUAAGCAGGGAUUCGAACUCAGGUCUCUGCAACCCAAGACCAGCAUUCAGUUCUGGCUGUCCGUGUUGACUAUGUCUACAUAUAGGAGAUUAUAUGGGUGUUUUCAAACAAGCUAUUUCCCAAGUGUAUUCUAGCAGUCAUGUUGUGGUGUGAACAGACGAGGAGGAUGAAUCACAUUCCUGUGGUGUGUUUGGGUGUGUUUGGGCUGCUUCUGAGACAAAGCAAAAUUCUUUACAGCCCCUAAGUCUGCCUUGCCCUUAAGACAGCACAGCUGCACUGAUGGGAGAUGCCUGUUUCUCUGACAACUGUUUUUUUAUCACUGCAGGGGAUUCUGGAUUUUGACCUGGAGUGUUUUCAGAAGUAUGGCAAAAUCUGGGGGUGAGUGUCCCGCAAAGGAGAACCGGGUGUGUGGGGAGGUUGGUCACUGGAGAAGGCAGGUGUGCCUGUUGCUUCCUGCAAAUUGUGGCCCAAGUGGAAGGUGUUCCUUGCUGCUAUAGAAUAAGAAUACAAUCCUGUGCUCAGGCAACCCACAUUUUGCAUACUGUACCUAUGAUACAGAUUGAGAAGGUGUGCAUGAUACACUAAGCAUAAUUUGCUCCGCAAACGUUUUCUGGUAGAAUUUAUUGUCCAGGUUUUGCUCAUCGUCAGAGUAGCAUUUGUCACCAACAGCUUGUCAUUUUAUUCCUCUGGCUCUUGGCUUCUGAGGUUUUAACAGGUAAUCAUUCCAAGCGUUGGCUAAAAGGCAGGGCUGGAGGAAGUGUAGCCCUCCAGGGGCUGUUUGGACUACAUGUCCCAUCAUCCCUGGCCAUCAGCCAUGCUGACUAUGGCUGAUGGGAGCUGGAGUCCAAUGACACCUGGAGAGCCACAGGUUUUCCACCAUUGCAGCUGGAGGUUAGGUAAAGAGUCCCAAUCUGACACCAAAAAAGAAUCCUGAUUACCUGUUAGGGUGGUGGUCUCUCCCAGUUGCAUAGCCACCUGCUGUGAAUGCUGUAGACCUCUGGAUUUCCUGCAUCUAACGGUGUCAGCCUAGAUGGUUUUUAGGGACCAGAUCCAGGGUUCAUUGUUCCUAGCUUCUUGCCACAAACCAAUUGUUGCAUCCAAGCAAAAUUUACAAAGAUUCUUCUUCUUCUUUCUGGGCAAUUAGAAUUUUUGACGGCCGGCAGCCCAUGAUGGCUAUUCUGGAUCCUGUCAUGAUCAAAACCAUCCUAGUGAAAGAAUUCUACACCCAUUUCACCAACCGUCGGGUAGGUAUCUGCUGGGGAACUGUCUCUGUCAAGAGAGAUGGGGAUGGAUUUUGAAUUCUUUUUAAAACUUAGACAGCAGCCUGGAUCUCACAGAAUGUGACGCCUUGCUUUGCUCAGCCAAACUGUGGCUUGCUCAGGCAUCAAAACUCAGCAGAGCAAAUUUACCAUGGUUUGGCAAACCCUGAUGUGAAGCCAUGGUUUGAUGUUGGGCUACAAACUGUGGCUUGCUUUAUCUAUGGUUUGCUGUUUAUGUCCAAACCCAACACCCUCCCUUAAUGGUGGUGUAUUUUGCCACCCCAGGCCAGACAUUUGGCAAGGUAUAGAGAUGUGAGCUAUGAGCAGCUAGAAAACAAAACCACUCCCAUGACUGAGCAAUUCUCAAUAGGGCUUUUUCUGAAGGAAGCUCUUUCCCACGCUGUGACUGUUUUGUAAGGAGUGGGGGAAAUUUAAAGGGACCAUCGUUCUGCAAUGCUUUCUGACCAAGCUCUGAAUUCAUAGCUAUCAAUGUUUCCCUUUUUUAAAAGGGAGAUUCCCUUAUUUCGAAUAGGAUUCCUCGCAAGAAAAGGGAAAAUUUGACAGCUAUGGCUCUGAUCCACUGAUAUCUGGCCACCCUACUUUCUAAACCUACUUGCAGUGCUAUAAUUAGGUUUUCGGGGGGGGGGCAGUGCUGACCUUUCAAACUACGCACUCAUAUCUGUUUCUCAUAAAAGGAAAAGAUAAGCUGGCAGAAGUCUGUUGCCCCAUUCAAGGUGGCAGGAAAGCGUUAAGAAAUUCUAAGAUAAAGAGUGCAUUUGGCAGGCAUGUGGCAAAGGAAUGGGGAAGCCAGCCAGAUUCCCCCAAAAUAUUUUCCUUUUCAGCUUGCACAGUCAGCCAGAGUUCAGGUGAUGUGGUGAGGCAGUGCCAAUCCUUGGGUGUCAUGGUUUGGGGGGAUAUCAGACAGGGGGUGAAGUGUUGGGGUGGAGGACAGGGAACAAACCAAGCUUUGGGUAAGUAAACCAUGUUUCCCUCCCCCAUCUGUGAGGUGGAUCUUGGUUAGUUCAAACAAACCAUGGCUUGGCACUUUGUUCGAAUGCAGUCAAUCUCUACGUUUGUACAAAAAAAAAAAAAAAGAGUGUUUGGUGGUGACAGCUGCAACUCACUCCCAGUAUUGAUUUCUUGGACUGCUUAGGACUUUGGUUUGAAUGGAGAACUGGACACCUCAAUAAUCACAGUCCCAGAUGAGCAAUGGAAGCGGAUUCGCACCGUCCUCUCGCCCACCUUCACCAGCGGGAGGCUGAAGGAAGUAAGUCUUCAGACCGACCCAUCUCUGAUGCCAUGUUGCCUAAGAGGAAUUUGGGUAGAUCACUGCCAGUCUUUAACUCUGUGAGUAGAUCGCAGUCUCUUGGGAUCUGGCCACCCCUGAUUUUAUUCCAACUCCCUGCAAUGCAGGAAUCCUGCCCACGGCCAUAAUGAGUUUCCCUGCCCUCCAGAAACUGUUUUCACACCGCCUUGUCUGCAAGGGAAGUUACAUGUGUCGCAAAGGAUUCUGGGUUAUAUUUUGGGGGCUGCUUCCAAAUACCAGCUGCUGGAAGCCAUGGGAGCGGGGAGGGUUCUUGCGUUCGAAUCCUGCUUGCCAGAUUCCUACAGGCAUUUGGUCGGCCACUGUGAGGACCGGAUGCUGGACUAGGUGAGCCAUUGGCCUGAUCCUGCAGGCUCUUCUUCUGUUCUGGGGUCCAUAAUUGUUGACCCUAGGACUGUUAGCCUGGAUGGUAAGGAGCAAGGAAUGAGAGAGAGCAGGGCCCCCCAUCCUCCUCACUCCCUGAGAGCCCUACCUGCCCUCGGUGUCACCUUCUCAGGGCAGGACGCUGAAGGGAGUGAGCAGAACCAGGAGUUGCUGACCGUGCCAUGGCAGCCAGAGAGCUUCAAAUCCAGGAUUGCUGGAGCUCAAGCCUGAAGGGGACUCAGGAUUGUGAUUAGGCCACUCCCUUCGAGGGACUGGGGGGGCACUGGAGUGCCUCUUAUGUGGGUUGAAAUAUGUGAGGGUACACCCAAGGAUUGAGUGGGGUGAGUUGAACUUUUGACUGAUUUGAACAAAAUGAACCCAACCUGGGUGAGUGUGAUGGCCUGGGACUCAGGCUCGGACUCGGAACCGGAGGAGUCUUGGUCCGCACCGGAUCCUCUGCCUCAGGCGGCAUCUGAACCGAGUCUGGAGCCUGAUUCUGAAGAGCCCCAGUCUGUAUAGAUUCCCCUGCAACAAGCACCAGCUGGGCCAAGUCAGGGGCCUGAGCCUGCCCUGGCUCCAGAUGCGGGGAUGACCUUGUUGCCUUCAGCUGGGCCAUCACUUACAGCUGCUCCACUACCGUUGGGUCAGGGGAGGCUGAGGCGGCCUCUGGGUCUAGUAACCCACCAACGUCUCCCGAGCUGCAGAGACUGAGGUCUGAGAGAAGGAGAGACCUGAGUACUCGCAGGAGGAGUGCUCGCCUUCAGGCGAGACAGGGAGGUGAGUCACCGGGGGAUCAGAACCGGCUGUUACCCCGUGAGAGAUAAAACACUGUUGGACCCUGCCCCAGGUUGCAGGAGCAACAUUGCUGUUUGCCAAAACCUGCCUGAGACCCUGUGCCUGACCCAGCCUGGUUUCCUGCCUUGACCCUGUUGGACUGACUCCUCGUGGAAUCCUUGGAUUCGGGACCAGACCUGGACCGUGUUGUUCGGGUUAACCCCCUGGCACAGCACAGUGAGCUUGAGAAUGCACCCCCAGAAGAAAACCUCUCCCGCUCCUUGUGGGUGUCUUCUCCAGGGCCAGUCUCUUGACAUUGUGAAGUGGCCAAUCCAAACUGCUGCUUGUUCUAUAGCUCCAUUUUAAUGGGGUCUCUACCACCAUUCAGGUUUUUCUCUGCAUUUCCAGAUGCUCCCCAUCAUCAACCGAUACGGAGGAAUGCUGGCGAAGAACGUCCAAAAGAAAUCAGACAACGAUGAACCCAUGGACAUGAAAGAGUGAGUUAUUUCUUGGGGGGCUGUUGCGGGGAAAGGAGCCCAUAUUAGAACCAAAAUGAAUUCCAGGAAACUUCCAGGAGGAAUUCUGAGUACAGUCAUACCUCUUGUUACGUUUGCUUCAUGAUACGUUUUUUCAGGUUGUGUCCCGUAGCGACCUGGAAGUACCGGAAAAGGUUACUUCCGGGUUUCGCCACUUGCGCAUGUGCAGAUGCACAAAAUGACGUCAUGCACAUGCGCAUAAGCAGCGAUUCAUGACCUGUGCCUGCACAGAUGUGCAGACGCGGGUUGCGUUCCUUUCAGGUUGCGAACGGGGCUCUGGAACGGAUCCCAUUCGCAACCAAGGUACCACUGUAUUGACACAUUUUGCAGAAUUACAAGGUUGAGUGUUUUCUGGAGUGUCUCACUGCAGAGUUCAGCAGGAGUUUCAUCCCUGUAUGGAAAAGCUGCGUAUUCCUGCACUGCAGGGGUCAGGCUAUAAGAUCAUCAGGAUGCCUUCCAACUCUUCAGUUCUAUGAGUCUAUGGAAUACAUGAUUGAAUACAUCUCCCAUGUAAAGAACAAAACAAAUUUCUAUAGGAAAAAACCUAGAGAAAAUAAUGCAAACAAAAAGUUAUAUAUAUUCUUAGAAUAUAUACACACAUUGUGGGGAAGUAAUGCAAACAAAAAGUUAGCCUCCAGUUCAGCUUCUGCUGUUUUUAGUCCCAGAAAGGAAUGAGUACGAUGAUAUUGCAGCGGAGCAUUGUUCUUUAUUUAAUUUUUUUAAGUGUAUGUUUUGAAAUAUUAAGUAUGUGGUUGCUAAAUAUGUUUUAAUUGACACAUUUUACUAUGAAAAGAAAUCCAUGGGAAGUCAUAAUUGCAUUUAACAAACCUAUUAAACAGAAACAGCAUAAUGAAGAAAGUUAAUGAUGUACGAUUUCCCCCACCAUUAUGGAAUCUUAAAAAUAAACAUGUAAUUUUUAGAUGAAGUCUUGUACAGGCUUGAGAUGUAUCCAAUAAAAAGAGCUGAUUCACGGGCCAGGAAGGCCUGAGCUCAUGCGGAUCACGUAGCUGAGUUUAAAGUCCUUGCAAGAUUCAUUGUGUGCUUCUUUCUGCUGAGGGUCUUCUCUGGGAGAACUUCAUGUGACCAACAGCCAUCACAUUUCAUGCGUGUUUCUUUCCUGCUUCCCUUUCCCACAGUAUCUUUGGCGCCUACAGCAUGGACGUUGUGACCAGCACCUCGUUCAGCGUUGACAUCGAUUCCAUGAACAACCCCAACGAUCCUUUCGUCAAGAACAUCAAGAAGUUCCUCAAGUUCAGUUUUCUGAGUCCAUUGGUGAUUCUGAUAGGUAAGAGACACUUGUCUGCUAAAGUGGGCAGGCAGAGAGGUUGGGGAGAGGACCUUUUCCACCUGGUGCACCGCAUACCUUCAGGGGCAGGCUUCCAGGGGAUCUCUUGCAUUUAGUGGGAACAAGGAACCAAGCAAUGGUCACGGCAUGGCUUUGCACAGUAGGCUAAAUCCCAGUGAUGCAGAAGUCAGACAAAAGCCAGAAGCAAGAAGCAGGGCUAGGAUUUAUUGUUGCAGCAGUAAAUGCAGAAAACUAAUGUGCUUGUAUCUUCCUGGAUCUAGUUGCACUGGCUCCCAGUAGAGUAUAGGGUCAGGUUCAAGGUCUUGACCUUUAAAGCCCUUUGUGGCUUAGGGCGGGGGUAUGCCCCACAGAGGACCUUAAGGUCCAUGAAUAACCAUAGUUUAGAGGUCCUGGGCCCUAAGGAAGUCAGACUAUCCUCCACCAGGGCCAGGGCCUUUUCAGUAAUGGCUUCGACCUGAAGGCAAUCUCUGUCCCAGGAGACUAGGGCCCUGCAGGAUUUAACCCCCUUCCGUUAGGCCUGUAAGACAGAGCUAUUCCACCUGGCCUUUAAUUUGAAUUCAACCUGAUCUUUUAUUUCCCUUCUCUUCCCUCCCCCUCCACUUUUAUGAAGAUCACCCGCUCUGAGACCCCACAGCUAAUUCUCCCCUGGCCUCCACACUGGCCCAAGUAGGACUAAUUCAGCCAGCUAGCCCUGGGGAUUAUCUAAUGCUUAUUUCCCCUAAAUUGAUUUCUGAAUUUUGAAUUUUAUUGUGGUUCAUGUUUUUAUACUGUAUUUUAUGCUGCUUUUACAAUUGUUUUAAAUUUGUUGUUAGCUGCCCUGAGCCCGGUUUUUGAACCAGGAAGGGCGGGGUAUAAAUAAAAAUGUAUUAUUAUUAUUAUUAUCUAUAAUGUGUGCUUAUAAAGAGUUUAGGUUUGCAGGGCUGAAACCGCAUGGAAAGGGUGUUUGCACAGAAAACUUUGCCAUGUGGUUGCCAGGUCUCAGGCUCUCUACCUGAACUGUCCAGGUUUCAGCUUCUACCUAAAAAUCUCCGGGGAAAUGAGUUCUGUCUCUUGAAGAAGCAAAGAGAGAGGCAACUUUGGUCCAUCGUAUUCCUAGCUUUUCUGUCUCUCAAGAAGAGCUUGGCAAGAUUCCUUGACUGCGUGUUCUUAUUAGACUGCUGCUUCGUUGUAUCCUCCCAAAACGCUGUUCUGUUUUUCUCUCUUCCAGUCGUCUUCCCGUUCCUCACACCGCUGCUGAAUAAACUAAACUUCAACCUGUCAUCUACCGCCUUCCUAAACUUCUUUACUAAUGCUGUCACAAAAAUCAAGAAGGACCGUCAAAAGAACCAGCACACGGUCAGUGUGGCCCCUUCCUGAACAUCGCAUGUGGAAGGUCGGGUGCGUGAUUGACACUCCGUUCUCUCCUGCUAACCCUUGCCUCUGUCUCUGUUCCCUUGCAGGACAGAGUUGACUUUCUGCAGCUCAUGGUGGACUCCCAGAUCUCAGGCAACGUCUCCAAUGAAGCAAGUUCCUAUAAAGGUAAAUAGACAGGUGGCACCUCCAAACAGUGGCUGUGUUUUGUGCUACGGCUUGAAGGGUGUUUUCUUUGCUCUGACAUAUCAGGGCUGUACUCCCUGUUUUGGGAUUCCACCUGUACAGAGAUCCUUGACAUUUCUGGCCAACGCCUAGAAAAAGCUAGUGAAGUAGCUCUGCUGAAGUUCAUUCAAGGUGAAAACCUGAAUGUUCACUUUAAAACCAUUCAUUGUGUAUUUCCUGGUAGCAGGGAUUGCUAGGUUUCAGAAGGGAGUAGAAGUGCCAUUGCAUACAUACAUACUAACAGAGCAAACCUAAGCAUAACCUGGUUUCUCUGCCUUGGCUCCAGGGAGGCUAAAAAGGUUAUGCAGCCUGAAUUGUGCUGGGCUUUGGGAAGCUGCCAAAGGGUGACCCCUAAGGGACCUGACCCUUUGGGAUAUGCAACUGGAUUUUGGAAUACUGCCUGGGAGCUGAGAAUACGAUGCUUCACACUUUCAUCAUCAUUUUUUUAUUUUUGUAUGCUGCCUUUCCACAGUUAAAAAAACAAUGCUCAAGGUGGCUUACACCAUAACAAGAUUUACAUAAUUACAAAAAUCAUAAACAAUAAAUAUUUUUAUUUAUUUAUUCAAAAUUAUAACAAGACAUAUUAUCCAAAAACAUAUCAUCCUUGUUUUCCCCCUCAUUUUUCCUCCCUCCCCCCUCCCACACAAACCCCCACCCCACCCCACCCCCCAACUUCCCUCAGUUCCUGUCUUUGGUUUCUCUAAGAAUGCUGUUUUCUGCAUGUUACACAGUUGUAUAGAUCCUCAAACUAUUUAGCUGAUUAUUAUCAAUAAAAAGUUUGUGAAUGUUUAUUCAAAACCUGCCAAGGAGUCCAGUUUGCUUUGUUGCAUCUUCAGAUAUUUUGUAAAGGGUUCCCAUUCAUCCUUAAAGUCACAGUUAUCCUUGUCAUGUAGCUUAUAUGUCAGUUUUGCCAGUUCUGCAUAGUCUGCAUUUUUCUUGCCAUGAUUCUUUAGUUGGGGUUUCUUCAGUCUUCCAUCCUUGUGCUACCAGAACUCUCGCGGCCGUUGUCGCAUACAUGAAGAUGUUUUUCAACUUUUUUGGCAGGUCUUUCCCUACAAUCCCCAACAAAAAUGCCUCGGGUUUUUAAACAAAUGUUAAAUGGAACAUUUUCUUCAAUUUGUUGUAUAUCAUUUCCCAAAAUCAUAAACAAUAAAUAAACCACAUCAAAAAAAUGCACAACCAAAUGGGAAACAAUUUCCACAUAAAUCAAAAUCCAAAACCAAGAAUACAGCAUUAAUACCACAGUUUAAAAUGACAUAGGUAAAAAAUAACAGCAAUUUAAACAAAAAACAAAAGAAAAUGGAGCCCUUUCUGCCCAGCAGCAGCAGUGGCAGCAGUCCUUUAUAGAGCCCAUCAGGCCCAGGCCAAGUGUUGAGUGGCAGGAUUGGGGCCCUCAGGUGCUGAGCAGGAGAGUCCUCCUGGGUGGUAGCCGCAGCAGCAGUCUUUAUAGCCUGUCAGGACUAUAUGUCGUUUAGCUAACUAGUUACCUAAACGACAACUAGGAGAGAUAGUUAUAAGACAUGGGGGGUGGGGGAUGGGUGCAUAUUGUGCCUUUGGGACUGGAGAAGUAGGAGUAGAUGUAUUUUGAAAUGGAUUGAAAUGAGGCCGCAAGUGAUUUUGAGACAAGUACCACAUCCUGAAUAGUAAGACUGUUGAUCCCACCCUGAUUUUUACUGACAGCUUGUUUGUAGUGUUGAGAUGAAGUUGUGUUUUCCCUCCUUGUUUGCUUUCUUCUGCAGCUCUGACGGACAGGGAGAUUAUGGCCCAGGCCAUUGUAUUUAUUUUUGCUGGUUACGAGACCACCAGCACCACUCUCAGCUUCUUGUCCUACUGCCUGGCCACCCACCCAGAUGUGCAGCAGAAGCUGCAGGAGGAGAUUGAUGAAGCUCUUCCCAACCAGGUAAGAGCCUCUGUUUUGGUCUCCAAGGAUGAUGCUCAUCAGGUCUGUCUGAUGAUAAAUGCUUUGGCUUGGAGGGACAUAGGCAAGCAUGGAGAAACCUGUCUCCUGGUGGCUUGUGGGACAGCCUCAAAAGCAUGAUGGCGGGUGGGAAAGCUGGUGGACUCUAGAUCCCAUCACCCCAGCCAGCAUGGCCAGUGGUGAUGGAUCAUGGGAGUUGUAGUCCAACAACAUUUGGAAUCCUUUGGGUUCCUCACCUCUGGUCUAGAAGGUUGACAUACCAGAAGUGGAAUGUGGGGAAAACAAAGAUGUUGAAGCCAUCAGAUAGAUUUCACUGGCAGUUUUCAUCCAAAUUCCCAGUAAUUGAGCAGGAUUGCAGUACAGUGGUACCUCGGGUUAAGUACUUAAUUCAUUCCGGAGGUCCGUUCUUAACCUGAAACUGUUCUUAACCUGAAGCACCCCUUUAGCUAAUGGGGCCUCCCACCGCUGUGCCACCGGAGCAUGAUUUCUGUUCUUAUUCUGAAGCAAAGUUCUUAACCCGAGGUACUAUUUCUGGGUUAGUGGAGUCUGUAACCUGAAGCGUCUGUAACCCGAGGUACCACUAUAGUGUUAAUUGACAAGAAUGGAGGUACUGGAAGUGCCACCACGAUUUGUGUUGGGCUUGCAUGGCUGCCACUCUGGACAAAGGUGGACAGGUUCAAGAGGGCGGAAACGCAUUCUGCUGCUUGGUAUAAAGAGAUCACAGGCGAACUGGGAAAGCAAAUCAAAGAAAACAAAGCAAUAAAAUCUGGUGGAAUUUAUGAAGGGGGCAAAUAGGAACUGCAGAACUGAAGACUGGAACUUAAUUUUCCUGAAUCCUGCCCUUAAUAAAUAUAUGUUUGCUAAAUAAUCCUACCUUUCCCAGCGGACUCCUCUAAGAAAGCUGUAAAAUUAGGGGUCUGGGAGUUCUCGACCAGAAAAAAACAAAGCAAAGUAUUUGUGUGCAAACCAAAUAGUAUAAAUUUGGGAGGGGGGUUAUAUUUGUUUGUUUAUCAAACAUGGAUUUUAUUUUUCAUCAGGGCCAGAAAUUUGGAGGGAUGGAAUUCAUGGAAAAUGGCUGGGCAGCAACUGGGUUCUGCUUCCCCUCCCUCCCUUUCAGCCAGGCCAGGCAGUCCGUGAGUGGCACUGGUGGGGAGUGUACCAUUAUGCCUCAUCCAGUAGUUUUUCUAAUUCAUGGAGGAGGAGAAGGCUACUGCAAUGAUCUCAGGCAGGCAAACAAGCCCCGAUAAGAAUUAAUGAGUCUCUGGCAGUUGUAUGGCAUGUUUAUUUACAAAUCACAUUGAGAGUGUGGUUCCGAGCCUGCCGCUCUUAGCAACGAGUCAGUCACUCUGAGGCUCUGCCCCUGUCACAACACGAAAGGCGCCAAAGUCCAGUCUGUCCUCUGUUGUACUUCUGUUGUAUUUUAACCCUUUCAGCUCUUCUGGUUUGGCGAGAAGGUGGGUGGGAAACCCCCCCCCUCUCAUAACAAGAGCCCUCUGAACGCUGUUUCUCUGCUGGUUGCAUAGCAACCCCCUUAAUGCCGUCCAUCUCUUCCCCUCCCCCUGUCUGCGAACUGUCUGUGUCUGGGAACUCUUGGUGAAGGGGGGGGAGCUAACCCCCUCCUUCAUUCUUUCAUCUCCAGAGUCAGACUUUGGCCCUCUCUGUACUGGCAAUCCUACAUCUCCAGAGCUUGACUCUGUUAGGAUAUUCCGUUCCACCUUAAAAGGAACAGGCAUGAUUGUUGUGUGUCACAUGCCUGUUUACAGUCUAGCACUGCUUGCUGGGAACUUCCGUUUUGUGUACAGCUUUUGCUUUAGCUGCUUGCUUGGACAUGAAAGGGAGAAGUUAUGUUUUUCCUUUGUCCUGAAUAAACUGUUUGUAAAUAUGCUUUACAUAUGCCUCUUUCUGCCCUUCUGUUGCGAAGAGUUUUUUGCUGAUUGGAGCGUGCUCCAGCUUCUGAAGAGUUCUGAAGCUGCGGGUCACUGUGCCAAGGACCGGAGAUUGCCCAGCUACCGGCCGGUGGGCUGGAGCCAGCUGGGGGCCUGCAAAUUGCCCCUGUUUCCUUGGACACAUCCCAAUAGACUCUUCCCACGCAUUCAAUUCAGUCAUGUCCCUGACAGCUACCAAUGGCUACCAGCCAUGACGGCUCUUCUCUGCCUCCACAGUCAGAGGCAGCAACGCUUCUGAAAACCAGUUGCAGGAAACCAUGAGAAGGAAGACGACUCUUGAGCUCAUCGUUCUGCUUGCUGCUUUCCCAGGGGCAUCUGGUCAGCCACUGUGACGAAGCUGAUGAUGAUGAUAAUUUAUUUAUACCCCGCCCAUCUGGAUACUGGACCAGAUGGGCCAUUGGCCUUAGGUUCCUGAUGUUUUAUUUCCCUCUUUUGCAGGCCACUCCCACCUACGAAACCGUCCUUCAGUUAGAGUAUCUGGACAUGGUGGUGAACGAAACGCUUCGGCUUUAUCCUCCGGGAGGGCGGAUCGAAAGGGUUUGCAAAAACACCGUGGAGAUCAAUGGAGUGACGAUCCCCAAAGGAACUGCGAUCAUGAUCCCUGCCUAUGUCUUGCAUCGUGACCCGGAACACUGGCCGGAACCGGAGGAGUUCAGACCUGAAAGGUGCAUUGCAAGGAAGGAGACUCUUCCUUCUCCCGAAAGCAGCUAAUAAGAAAUCCUGGCGACAGGAGCAGGAAACCCAAGAGUGGGUGUGAUUAUUGCAACACCUACACAAUGCAUUUAUCAUUGUUUGACAUCCGCUGUCCGCGCUGCCAUGCGGGGACUUUUUAUAACCUACACCCAUAAACUGUGCAUGGAAUUUAAUUAACUGUAUUGAGGGAAAUGACACCUAGAUGGUUUCAGCGACUGAAACAUUGGCCUGGUUUUAUGCCCAGCGGUUAAAAGAAGAGCUAUAGGGCAGCUGGUGCCAAGCCAUGAAAAUGCUUGCAGAAAAUGAAAGCCAAAAAGUGAUAUACUUCUUCCAAUGUUUGGGGAGGGGGAAUGAUUUAAUUCCUAUUGAUAAUGGGAAAAUAAUUUGUCCAUAUUUUGCAUUUACAUCACUGAAAAGGUUUACAUGUCCACAACAUACUUGCAAUACAGAAAAGAAGAUUAAAUUAUAUUUUCCUGGUGAUUUCAAAUGAGUUGAGCGUGAAAAUCUGAUUAAUAAGCAAGAUACAAUCCAGAUAGAAAAUGCUUAGCUGCCAUAUCAAAACCUAAAUAAUAAGUGACAUUUAAUCCAACCAAAGUGUUUAAUUGUGCUAUAAGCAUCUUUCCCCAACUUUCAUCCUUUCUCCCCAUUCAUCUCUAGUAUCUAAGCUGAAUUAGUAAUAUCUUAUUAUCAAGAAAGAGAAUCCUAUUUUCAUAACAUUUCUUGAAUCUCUAAUUUCUGCCUUCCUUCAUUGCUGCUGGAGCUGAGGCUGCAUGUAUACCGUGUUUUUGAAGCACAUUCGAAGCAGAUUCUCCCGUUCAAAGUAUUCUGGGUACAGCAGUUUGCUAAGGGCUGCUGGGAACUGCAACUCUUGGAAGGGGAAACUACAUUGCCCAGAAUUCUUUGCAGGGAAAACAUGUUUCAGAGUGUUUUAAAGCUACAGUAUGUAUGGAGCCUUAGCCACCUCCAUUCAUUUUGAUGGGAUCUAUUCAAAGGUAUGCAUAAUGACUGGUUACCGAACUCAAUUGGAGGGGAAGAGCCAUUUACACCACCUCGAGCUUUUUGCAGGAAAUGGGCAAGAUCAAUGUAAUAAUGAAGAAGAACAUGCCUGUUUAACCGGCCCAUGGACCCCCCACCACCUGCUCAGGGACUCCCGACGCCUGCUCAGUCAGCUCCUGUGCACCGCACUAAACCGUCGCAGAGCAGAGCAGGGACUGCCUUCCACGACGCUGGCCUGCUUCCCAUUGGCUGCUGGAACACCUGGAAGGAGCAUCAGAAAUAGCGUUUGCGCAUGUGUGCACACGCGCACUCCGGCCCACCACGGCGUCUGCGGGACCGUGUACCGGCCCAAGCCACAAAAACUUUGCUGACCCCUGAUCCAUAGCUUGGCCAAUCAAAUUCCCUCCAUAAUUUGAUUCUCAAGCCCCAGAUGGGGUCACUUGUCUCGCCCAGCAGUGGAGGAACAUUAGGUGUGUUUUGCUUCCAGUAUCCUUCCUCACCUCAUACUUCUCUCUUUUCCGAUCUGGAAACAGGUUCAGUAAAGAGAACAGGGAAGCCAUUGACCCGUAUGUCUUCCUGCCCUUCGGUGCGGGUCCACGGAACUGCAUAGGAAUGCGCUUCGCCCUCCUGGUCUUGAAAGUGGCGAUGGUGGUCUUGCUGCAACGAUUUUCCUUCCGUCCCUGCAAAGAGACUCCGGUAAGCCACAGCAUUCUGUCCGUUUUGCCUUAACGCAAGGCCAACUGCUCUAUUAGCACUGAAUUGUUUGCUAAAACCAGAUGGCUGUAUACAUUUUAUUUCCCCCUCCACACCUCAUUCCUGGGCCGGAGGAAUCACACCUGUCUCUGAGCACAGGUGUGAUGUGCUGACAAGGUCUCAAUCACGCUGUGGCAUUCUGCACUCAUGGCAGCUUCUGGAUAAAUUCAUCCCUGAAGUAACCAAUUAUUAUUAUAUUUAUUUUUAGCCUGCUUUUUUCCCCUGACAAGGGCUCAAGGCAUUUUGCAGAUAAAAUAGGAACAGCUAAGAAACAUUGGGAGGGGAAAUCCAAUCUUUUUUUUUUUUUUUAAAAAAGCAUUAAUAGAAUUAAAUCCAGCUAUAUAAAGAUAUAUUAAAACAUACACAUAAUUACAAUAAAAACAGCACAGCCUCUGCCAUUUCCUUAAAAAAAGUCAGUUCCCAAAUGGCUGUUGGAACAAGAAAGACUUCACAUGCUGGCAGAAGCACAGCAAGGAGGGAGCUUGUCUAGCUUCUUGAGGAAAGGAGUCUGAAGUGUGGGAAUGUUCAGGGAGGCAGGAGAGGAUAUAUUGUUUAUUAAUAUCCUUCCUAGUUUGCGCUAGCAAGUUCCUUUACUUAGCAGAGUUUCACAUUCCCCUUUUAAACGCACAGUGGAUAACUGGUUGCAGGCUUGUGUAAGCCUCUCACUAUUAGGUUCCUGGUAAGUUCUCUUAGAUCCCUCUUAAAAGAAUAAACACGCCACAAUCUUGUGUAAAGUAUAUAAAAGUAGUUUACUCACAUCAGAUCACAGAUGGAUCCCUGAAGGCAGACUUAGUUACAAAGUAUAUACAUGUGAAUCUAUCCCAUGUGGGGAUAACCCCAGUGUCCUCUGGAAGCCAACAGAGCAUCUCUAGCUAAAAAGCUGUUCCAACUAUGGAGGAAGUCAAAGAGAGAGAGUGUACAGCGUGCCUUGUCCUUUUGUUACCUUGACAGGUAAGGUCACGUCCACCUCUAGUCACAUGCAAAGAAUGUAUGUCCCAGCCAGGAGGAAACAGGAAGUUUUUGACUGGCUGGACCAAACAUUCCCCCACAUGUCCACUCUAGGAAAACAAGGAAUGUUGUACUUGACUGCUACUUAUGUAUCACAUCCCACACAAAGUUGCUUGGGAGGAGCCAACCCCAAGAAGGCCCUCUUCUUCAUCCCCACCUGUGAGGGUGGCGAGACCAAGAGAAAGGCUACCCCCAGAGAUCUCAGAGCCCAAGUAGAUUUGUAUGAGGGAGUGUGGUUUUUCAGAUCACUUGGACUUAAGCUGUGUAGGGUUCUAUAUAAGUCAUAAGCAGCACUGUUGAACCCAUAGAGUUGGAAGGGAUCCUGAACAUCAUCUAGUCCAGCCCCCCCCCCCCAAUGCAGGGAUGUGCAGCUGUCCCAUAGGAGGAUUGAACCUGUAACCAUGGCAUUAGCAACAUCAUGCUCUAACCAACUGAGCUAUCCGUUAUUCAAACCUGAUGUUCCUGAGUGCUUUUGAAAGGCAGCCCCAUGUAGAGAGUGUCGUGUGUGGAGGAAAACUUAAAAUACAUUGCAAAGUUCCCCAGAAAUAGACCAGAGGCAAUUGUAUCUCAUCCAGCAGAGCUUUACUGAUACUGAAGGCGAAUGAGCGUCAUGGUCACAAAUCCAAUACUUUCAGGAUUGGCACUGUCUGUAAGAAGUCCAGUUGCAGCAGACUGAACUUAAACUUCACAGUAACUUAUAAUAAGUCUAAACCUUAACAGUAUAGCAUACAGACCACCACACCAGAACAAAGAGAUAGAAAGAGAAAGUGAGUGAAACCCAGACUCCUCCUGGCGUGACUAUUAUAGUCAGCAUGACCUUGACAGAAAGGAUAACAGAACCAGUUUAAACCAACCGUACUCAGCUUCCCAGGAGUAGGCUAAACAUCAGAAACCUUCGGCCUGCUUCUUUCACAUAGAAAGAAACCUUCCAGAACACUCUUGAGCUAAGUAGAAUAGAAAAGAUCUCUAGACAUCAGAUCAAUACUUUCUGUACUAAGAAAUGCAAACUGACAGCAUUACAGUAAUCCAAACAGGAUGCAGUUAAGGCCUGUGUCCUUGUGGCCAACUCAGACAUCUCAAGGAACAGGCGCGAUUCAUGCACUUCUGUGGCCAGGCUUUCCUGGUCCAGCAACGGCCGUAGCGUUUGAUACGGCCAUAUUUGGACUACUGUGUCCAGUUCUGGUUGCCUCGCCUCAGAAAGGAGGUUGGCAAAGAUUUAGAAUGGGACCGCAGAAAUGAUCAGGGGAUGGAGUAAAUCUUUGAUGAAGAAAGUCUGCAGCAGUUAGGGCUUUCGCGUUUGGAGAAAAGAUGAGUUCGAGGCAAGAUGAUAGAAGUUUUUAAAAUUAUCCCUGGCAUGGAAAAAGGUUUUCCUUCCUCUCUCUUAACACUAGAACUCAUAGAUCAUGGGUAGGCAACCUAAGGCCCGGGGGCCGGAUCUGGCCCAAUUGCCUUCUAAAUCUGGCCCACGGACGGUCCAGGAAUCAGCAUGUUUUUACAUGACUAGAAUGUGUCCUUUUAUUUAAAAUGCAUCUCUGGGUUGUUUGUGGAGCAUAGGAAUUCGUCCAUUUUUUCCCUCCAAAAUAUAGUCUGCCCCCCCCCCCAAGGUCUGAGGGACAGUGGACCGGCCCCUUGCUGAAAAGGUUUGCUGACCCCUGUCAUAGACAUUUAUCAAGCCAAAUGCCAGAAGGUUCGGGACAGAUAAAGUCCUUGUUUAUGCAGCAGAGUUAAACUGUGGAACUCCCUCCUGCAGUGACGGCCACCAUCUUGGAUGCCUUUUAAAGAGGACUGGACAAAUUCAUGGAGGAGGAGAGGGCUAUUGACAGCUGUUAGCCACAAUGGCUAUGUCCUGCCUCCACAGUGAUGCUUCUGAAUCCGUUGCUGGAAACCAGCAAGAUCCUGCUUCCUGGUUUCCCACAGGCAUCUGAAUGGCUCUUCUCAUGCAGAAUGAUGUGUGUGUGAACUUUGCAGUUGCUUCUGCUGGACCUUCCCUGCUCCAUCCCACUUACUGGUCAUUUUUGCUUUCUUUUGAUGACAAAGAUCCCCAUGGAACUGGACAGCAAAGGGUUCAUGAAACCGAAAAAGCCCAACGUUCUGAAGCUGGUCCCCAGAGCCGUUGCUUCUCCAGAGGAAUAAAGGAAGGGGACACAGCAAAGAGGCAGAGACAGGCGCUACCUCCCUCUUUCCACACCGUGUUGCCUUCACCUCACUGAGGACUAGCGACUUGCGUUGACAGAACUGCGCAGAGGAAAUUGUGCCUUUUAUUUCUCAGAGUAUUACUGACUUGAUAAUCUGUUUACUUAAGCUUAUGUGGUAAGCCGCAGUGAAGACUGAAGACAUAUGCAAUUUUUAUGACCUUAUCUUUAGAUUUUAGAAGUUUGGGGGUUAUAUAUGCUGCUUCUUGGCCAAAGGUCAAGGUUUCAUAAUUUAAAAUCAUGGGAAGAAAGAAAUUGCAAUAUGUACUGUAGCAGUAGAUGUCAGUGUUUUCAGACUUGAGAUCCCAUUUUAACCUAAACAUGGAUUUGCAGGACGCAUUCCUUAAGGUUAUUUUGAUCAUGUAUUUGAAUGGUGGCCAUGUUGCAGUUGGGACCCACUUUAAAUCAGGCUGUGACCUUGUAGUGGAUCCCCACCCAUCAGUGAAAGGCAACCUCUAGCCUCCUGUGCAACUCUGCUGCCCAGGGCUGAGGUUUGCAAUGUUUUGGUAGCGUCCAACUGAGGCACUUUGUGGUUCUCCCACAUUUGCACCUCUGAGCCAGAAAAUCCCCCUCUCCCUUUUCCCCAGCUCCACUCCACUAAAUUCCCCAUCAUCUCCCCUACCUCUGUGACCCAAACAGGAAGACCCAUUCCCCACUCCCCAAGGCGAAGCACUGUAUUCUGUUACUUACCUCCCAUAUGUUGCCAAGAUCUUUAAGGCAGAGGUCUUCAACUUGGGUUGCUUUUGGAGGUGAGGGGAGACAUCCAGAUGACUCUCAGAGACAGGGCCUUCUUGGUGUUGGCCCCCUGUGUGUGUGCAGAACUCUUUCCAUGGAUCGAUCUGCCAAGCCCCAACACCACUGACCUUUCUGUGCCACCUUAAAACUCCACUUUUCUCUUAGAUGUCACAGGUUUAGAUUUUAUUGUUGAACACCUUUGCCAAUUUCCAGUGUGGCAGCACAUGUUUGAAUGUGGAUUUUUUUUUUGUGAUGCAUUAUGUCUGCUGCUGGACUGUUCAGUUUUCUGUGCCACCCAGAGGCCUUCUAUUCAUAAAUAUGCAUAGAUAUACAUAGACAUAUAUAACAUAAAUAAAUCUAUGGUUUGCAACAGUUCUUUUGGUGCCUGUGGCUGAGCGAUGGGUGGAUCUUGAGGUCAGUGUGCCCAGGGUGUGUGACAUGUGCUGGGUCCCUGAGUGUCAGACUUCGGAGAAUUGCUCCCCACCCCCAUUGACUGUGUAUCAGUGGAACAAAGCAGUUAGAGUCUCUUACCAGUUUAAGAAUGUUUAAUGAUCAGAGCAAAAGAACAACGCAGCCAUUCUCUGAAUAAAGGUGCUUCACUCCUACUCCCCCUCCCCAAGUUAUCUUCAUCACUUCCCCCUUCUUGCAACCUGAUCAUGCAAGCACUGAACCUUCUGCAUAGCAACCUUAUCAGCUGUCCUUGCCUUUGGAGAGAGAGGCUGGACAGUGUCAAGUGAAGCGGAGUCCGUUAUCUCUCUCUCUCGUCCUGUUCUGCUUCUUCUAGCUGUUCCCCACUCGGCUCUGCCCAGCUGUUGUUUUCCGAACUAUGCCCCUCUGCAAAACAAUUCUCUAAAUCUAUACCGCUCCACUGUUCCUGGGCAGCUUCAGGAUCCUGGUCAGGAGCAGGAAGAGGGGGAGGUUCCCACCAUUCCUCUUCAGAGCUGUAAUCCUCAGUCUGGUCUCUGACACUGAGCAUCGCUAGGGGUGCCUUGUGUCUACAUGCAGAGGGCUGGGUGGCCAGCAGGCAAUCCCAACUGUGCUGUUUCCAUCCAUCGGCCUGAGCUCUGAUGUAAAUCAGCGACCCGGACUUCAAGGGCCAGGGCACACUAUUAGCAGUGUAUUGCGUAUACAGAAUAGGCGUGAGGCUUGUGAAAUCAUACUAUAACUACAGAUUUAUUCAUCAUAAAUCAGGACAAAGAAACAUGUCGUCUCUCUCUCUCUCUAAUGUUGUCUCAGAGAGAACGGGAAAAGCAAAUGCUAUAUGCAAAUGGAAGUUCCCAGCAAGCUGUGCUGGAAUGUAAACAGACAUGUGACAUGCAACAAUUCCACACGUCUGUUCCUUUAGGUGGAACGGAAUUCUCAACACCUUGUGCCCCCCAUCGCCUAUUUGCUUGCACUCCCUGGCUGGCUAUUAUUUUAUUGUUGAUGUAUUGCUUUUCUAUUCUGCCUCUUUUUUCUCUCCCUCUUCAGUCCUCUCCUGGUCCUGGGAGACAGUGGAGCAGGAGAGGUGGGGCAGGCAGAGGCAAAGCAACCUGCUCCAGUACCCAGAGCGGUACUUGUCCCAGGGGGCGUGGUGCAUGCCCCAGGGGUGCUGCCGAUCGGUGGUCAGCAUGUUGUACCUUUUGAAUGGUACCCAGGGCGAACCACCGCCUCCCUCAGAAUGCCCCUGGAGGCAGGAGGAGGAGGCGUGGAUGUCCUUGACCAUGCAUAGGCAAACUCAGCCCUCCAGAUGUUUUGGGACUACAAUUCCCAUCAUCCAUGACCACUGGUCCUGUUAGCUCGGAAUGAUGGGAGUUGUAGUCCCAAAACAUCUGGAGGGCUGAGUUUGCCUAUGCCUGUCCUUGACCGGCCUGACCAAUCUCUCCCUGUCCCGCACCUGCACUUCACUCUCCAAUCCUUCAGCUUCUCCUGCCUCUCUCAUCUCCUGGCUUGCACAGGCUCUCCCAGAUCACUGAUCCCUUCUUCCAGGUCGUUCUCCAACCCACCCUUCUCC
Messenger RNA from Podarcis lilfordi (Lilford's wall lizard), 23020 nucleotides. NCBI's taxonomy places the organism in Eukaryota, Metazoa, Chordata, Lepidosauria, Squamata, Lacertidae. The record is from the annotation of a GenBank genome assembly.